AUGGUGGAAAGAGAUGCCCUCCGUCCCAGCGGUGACCGGCGUGCUCCUACGGCAGCAAACACGUCGGCGAUGGGUGCCGGCCUCGCUGGGACGAGAGUUCCAAACCACCAAGUGAGCUCGGCACUCGCCAUGGCUAGUCUCGAGCUCGAGUACCUCUCGGCGUCGUUUAUGGUGGACGCCGCUGACUUCUUCGAUGCUUGUCGACCGUCCUGGAAGUGGCCCAACCUGACAUCGCUCGCACUGACUUCACAACUGCUCACGCCCGAUAGGCAUUGGGCCGCCAUGAUCGACAAGAUGCUCCAGGCAGCGGCAGCAGCGGGCAUAGAAAUGCCAAGACUCGAGACAAUGGAGAUAUGGAACGGAGGAGAGGGGCUGGCGGCGCUCUUUAGAUACCAGUCAGGCAGAUGUAGCAGCAUAUACUGGACGUGUUGAAAUAUGCCCAAAAGCUGUAUUUUAGGACCCUGAGAUCUGAGAGCCCGGCCAGGGCGAUGCGGCGGGAAAUUCCAGAGGUCCUAUCACGGCUUGAUAGAGAGCAUAUUCAGGCAGGACGCUGGGUGCCCCUGAAUUUGCGAGGGCGCGGCCCCACACAAGGGAGAAGGGGCGCGGCUGAGCCCAUUGUCCAAUGAGCAUCGGCUGCGGGUCUUGCCCUUCUUACUCUUGCACGACAACGCAGAGGUGGUGGACUGGUUGGCC
Molecule: messenger RNA, 693 nt
Organism: Lasiosphaeria miniovina
Lineage: Eukaryota; Fungi; Ascomycota; Sordariomycetes; Sordariales; Lasiosphaeriaceae
Exons: 2
Coding region: 1-432 (143 amino acids)
Source: RefSeq, a predicted model, not a curated record